This is a messenger RNA of Volvox carteri f. nagariensis, 957 nucleotides long. RefSeq lists its product as uncharacterized. Gene Ontology annotation, molecular function: nicotinamide-nucleotide adenylyltransferase activity; nicotinate-nucleotide adenylyltransferase activity. The transcript is spliced from 3 exons. The coding region runs from base 1 to 957 and encodes 318 amino acids. The record is from RefSeq and is a predicted model, not a curated record. NCBI's taxonomy places the organism in Eukaryota, Viridiplantae, Chlorophyta, Chlorophyceae, Chlamydomonadales, Volvocaceae. Gene Ontology annotation, biological process: NAD+ biosynthetic process.
AUGUUUGGGCCGGUUAAGCGCCUUACCCGAAGGCGUGGCACAUACUUUGCCGCAGCUGCCGCCACCGCGGCAGCAUUAUCUUUGGCUACGAGCGAGCGUAGCGCCGAGGCGGAAGGCACUGCAGAACGGACGGCAUGGCGCGGCGUCCACGGCACCGCUGCAUGUGCCGGGCAUACGCACCUUUCGGCGGCUCUGCCGACCGAGAAAUUGAGCUGUAAGAUGCACUCCAUGCCGCCGCGAACCCCCCUGGUGUUGGUUUGCUGCGGAAGCUUUAACCCCCCUACUAUCAUGCAUAUGCGGAUGGUGGACCUGGCUGGCGAUGAGCUGAUGCGACGCGGCUACGACGUCUGGGCCGCAUACUUGUCACCGGUCGCUGAUGCGUACGGCAAGGCGGGCCUAGCGCCCGCCGCAGAUCGCGUUGCGAUGUGCCGCCUGGCAGCAGAAGCCGAAUCAGCCAGCGGCCAGGUGUACGAUAGCGCAGCUUUGGGUCCGCAUGCUCACGCUCACGCCACGCGGCAUCAUACGAUGAACCUUACAAUGGUCUACGACUGGGAAGCACGCCAGCCCGGUUACACGCGGACCCUUGCUGUGCUGCGGCGCCCGCACCUGCCGCCGGUGCGAGCAAUGCUGCUGUGCGGUGGCGACGUCCUGGCAUCCAUGGCCGUGCCGGGAGUCUGGCGCGAUCCGGACGUCAUUCUUCGGGAGCAUGGCGUGGUGUGCGUGGCGCGCGAAGGCACGGAUUUGGAAAAACUUCUCAGCCAACCGGGAAACGUAUUGCACGACUAUCGGGAACGUAUUCUGGUUGUAUACGACAGGGUGGGCAACUCAAUUAGCUCGUCUAAAGUGCGUGAGGAGCUGGCCGCCGGUCGACCAGUUCGCUACCUAGUUCCGCAGAGCGUGUUGUCUUACAUUUACGAGAAGGGAUUGUACGGCACUGGCAAGAACGUGGACAACUAG